Molecule: messenger RNA, 4062 nt
Organism: Caretta caretta (loggerhead turtle)
Lineage: Eukaryota; Metazoa; Chordata; Testudines; Cheloniidae
Gene: HSPA13
Product: heat shock protein family A (Hsp70) member 13
Molecular function (GO): ATP-dependent protein folding chaperone; ATP binding
Source: RefSeq, a predicted model, not a curated record
GGGCCGCGCGGGCGGAGCGGGGGUUUCCAAACCUCUCCCUGGCAGAAAGGGAGCGUCAGCAAACGGCCCCGGGUGCGGAAGCCGGGCGGACAAGCGGCAGCUUGGAGCGGGCGGGCCCGAGCGCUGGGGCAAUGGCCGGCGAGAUGACGAUGCUGGGUUCAGCUGUCUUGGCCCUUUUGUUGGCUGGUUACCUGGCACAACAGUAUCUACCUAUGCCUACACCAAAAGUGAUUGGGAUUGACCUUGGCACCACUUACUGCUCUGUUGGCGUGUUCCUUCCUGGCACAGGGCAGGUGAAAGUUAUUUCAGAUGAAAGUGGGCAUAACAGCAUACCAAGCAUAGUGUCAUUCACAGACACAGAUGUGUACGUGGGAUAUGAUGGCCUAGAACUAGCAGAUUCUAAUCCACAGAACACGGUAUAUGAUGCCAAAAGAUUCAUAGGGAAAAUCUUCACUCCAGAAGAGCUGAAAAAUGAAAGUAGCAGAUAUCCAUUUAAGAUUUUCAGCAACAAUGGAGCAGCUGAAUUUUCAGUGACAACCAAUGAAACAUAUAAUGUCUCACCUGAGUAUAUUGGCUCUCAACUGCUAUUGAAAUUAAAGAGGAUGGCAGAGGAGUACCUUGGCAUGCCAGUUUCUAAUGCUGUCAUUUCAGUGCCAGCAGAGUUUGAUGAAAGGCAACGGAACUAUACUAUUAAGGCAGCUAACCUUGCAGGGUUGGAGAUAUUACGGGUAAUUAACGAACCUACUGCUGCAGCUAUGGCUUAUGGUCUCCAUAAAGUGGAUGUGUUUAAUGUUCUGGUAGUGGAUUUGGGUGGAGGAACUUUGGAUGUCUCAUUAUUGAAUAAACAAGGAGGGAUGUUUCUGACACGAGCGAUGGCAGGUAACAACAAACUUGGAGGACAGGACUUUAAUCAGCGAUUGCUGCAGUACUUGUAUGACCAAAUCUAUCGAAUGUAUGGCUCGGUGCCCUCCAGAAAGGAAGAAAUACAUCGACUUAGGCAGGCUGUGGAAGCAGUCAAGUUAAAUUUAACUCUACACAAGUCUUCUCCUGUCAUAGUCUCUCUUACUAUGCCAGAAAGGAAGGACCUAAAAGCUGUUUCAGAAGAACAGAUAAAAAAAAAAAACGUAAUUACAGCCAAAUCUUCACAAAUGGAAGACGGUAUGAUAAACCUUUUAAGGGAUGACCUUUCACAAGCACAGAGCCACACUGUGAAAGUUGUUUUUGAAACACAAAUCUCAAGAAAACUAUUUGAGAUGUUGAAUGAGGACCUUUUUCAGAAGAUCCUUGUGCCCAUUGAGCAGGUGUUGAAGGAAGGACAUCUACCCAAGACAGAAGUGGAUGAGAUUGUAUUAGUAGGAGGCUCUACACGUAUUCCCCGGAUACGCAGAGUUAUUCAAGAGUUCUUUGGAAAGGAACCCAACACCUCUGUGGAUCCUGAUUUGGCAGUGGUAAUGGGUGUAGCUAUCCAAGCUGGGAUUGUUGGAGGGUCCUGGCCCCUCCAAGUCAGUGCUGUAGAAAUUCCUAAUAGGCAUUUACGAAAAACUAACUUCAACUGAACUUCAUUGUUCUUGUCACAUUCCAUUAUUCACUGUUUCAAAAAUCUACUCAUGACCGUGCAUAGACUUACCCAACAAACAUUGAAACCUUGUCUUAGCCAUGUAAUAUAUACCUUUUUAAUUCUGUUCCAUUUAAGUGUUGCUAGACCAUUUAUUGUGUGCUGGCUCUAUCAUGUUUUAAAGGUACUAGCAAUUCAAAAAUAAUGGACACACACAACCCACCUCUGCUCCAUUGGUUUGUCGUCUGGAUGUGGGAUGAAAACCUGAAUUGAUAGUUUUGAAAACCUGCUACUGCCAAUAAAAUGCACACAUUUUCUUGCUAAAUUUUAUUAGCAGACCCUGAAAACUCGAAAGUGGAAUGUAAUCAUGAGCUUGAACCUGUGGUGGAGAUCGUAUGUACUGUGAGAUGAGGUGUAGCAGUAUUAAUGCAGACAGCUCAAAUAAUGUUCAGCUUAAAUUUAUUUAUUAAACUGAUUCAGUUGAGCACUUCAAAGCACCUUUCUAAAUGCAAUUUUCCUGUUUUGAAUACUGUCUAUUUGUCCACUUCACUUAAGAUUCUUGUGCUGCUGUUUAUAACAGCACAGUGUUAUUGCUGAAACUAUUUGUGGAUUUGUCGUCUCUUUUUAAUGUAGACUUACUGCGGUCAAAAAAAAUUAAGAAUUUUUUUAGCUGUUUCAUGCUGUUACUCCGGUGUCUGCUUUAAAAUGCAUUUUCCUAACGGAUUCCUAUGAUUCAGUUUGUCAUCAGCUAGAGAGGCUGCUGUGGUCCCUCUGAUGUUUCUCCAGUGGGCAGACACCUGAUAAUACCAUCAUUACUGUAGUUCCUGCCAUGCAGCUAAAAGAUUUUAUAAAGCCAAUUUUAUAUUAAAUGAAAAAAGCACAUUAGGCUCUGGAAGGGUCCCAUUCAAGUUCUUCAACCAGUACAUCCCUACCAUGAAAUGCGUUGUUACUCAACUAAGAGAAUUGCUACAGCUUCUUUUCAUUAACUUUCUCCCUAAAAAUAAAAUGAAUCCCAACUAUUUUUACCUGGUGCCUAUCAUGUUGGUGUCUACAUGUUUUCAGGUUCCUGAUGCUUGCGCCCACUCUGUGAAGUGAACAUGGAGUGAUAAUUGUGAGGUGUAGUCUGGUAAAGAAAAACCAUAUAAGUAGCACAGGAACUGGGAUGUAAAUGUAGUAAUAUUGCAGCCUUUUGCUUUUGAUAACGGUUUUGACUACUGGCGGGUUAAUAAACACAAGGAGCAGAAGUUGACUCCUACAGUCUCAACUGUUGGAGGAAGGUUUUAAAGAAACUUGUCUAAUUGUGUUCUUUUUGAAGGGAUAAAUUGAAAUACUGAAUAGCCAAAUGAACUCUUUUUUUAUAUAUGUUGUUUUAUCCUUAGUCAAUGAAGAGGGUAUUAUCACCUAACUAGAUAACUAAGCAAAAUUUGCUUAACAAAUCUGAAAUGAGUUGUAUUUUAAAUGUGAGAUUUAAUAGCAAAAUAUUUAAAAUGAACAGUUAUCUGCUACAUUUUGAGACUUUUCAGUAAUAGGCUUGCACUUAGUAGGGCAGACCCAUUCCAUCAAAACAGUGUUUUUUAAACUAUUUUAAAGUGGCCUUGUCUCUGAAUUUGUAAAGUAUCUCAGAUGAUACUGCUGGUAGCUUUUGACCUGUAACCAAGGAACACCAAGAAGCUUUCUGUAUGGAGAAAGAAAAAUAGCAGAAAUUCUUUUUUAUCAAGGGCCCUCAUGCCCUGUGUUUAUAUGGGUCCUAUUGCAACAAGGGGGGAAAUAUUUUAAUAAGUGGUUGUACAAUUACAAAAAUUAGCAGGGGUGGGUAUGUAAUUCUUGAAACUACCUUUUCUUUUUUUUUUUACACGAAUGACAACCUUAAAGUUGAAGUCCCUUCAAAGAAAUAAUGGACAAAUAUCAGUAUGCAGUACAAUUCUCUCAAAUAAUAUGCAGAUGCUAUUUCAGGCCCUUCUUGUGCAAAUACUUCUGUGUUUACUUUGCAUAGAUGCAGAAAUCUCUGCAAGAAUUAGGACUUACCCUGCUGUAAGUCUUAUUCAUAGUUUUUUUUUUUUUUUUUUAAGGGUGUUAGAAUUGCAAUUGGUCUUAAAAUGCUAAUUUUUGGUACUGUAUUUUGGCACAAACCACUGAAUUUUAAACAAAACAAAAUAUUGUACUUUGUAUAUUUUCCCCAGUGCACAACUUACUAUCAAGGUUCUUCAUUUAACUAAAUGCCACUGUUUGUAGAUUGGAGUUCUGUUUUUAUGACUAGUCCUAUUUAAAUCUUGAUGCCUGUAGCCCUAUACCACCUAACUUUACUUAGAAGAGUUUAUGUAGCUGAGGUUCAAGGGAGUGCAGUCUUGGAAGUGGUGAUGCCUUGUCAAUAUUUUAAAAUCUUGUCAGUUUACAGGUUGACAUGUAUAUCAUCUGCAUUUGGGGAAAAUGUCAUCCUUCAGAGAUAUUCAUAUACAGCCUUUUAAAAUACGUUCUUAAAUAAAGGUAACUGCAUCUGCCCUGACAAA